This is a messenger RNA of Podarcis lilfordi (Lilford's wall lizard), 1684 nucleotides long. The record is from the annotation of a GenBank genome assembly. Lineage: Eukaryota; Metazoa; Chordata; Lepidosauria; Squamata; Lacertidae.
AUGCCAUCUCAGAAGUAAGACCCGCCAAGUCUUGCUCUCAGGCAAGCAAAGGAAGGAAAGCAUGCAUGUGAACAAAGAGACAAGUUACAGAUAUAGGGCAGUGAGAUGCUGGUGCGUUUUUUAUCCUAUUUAAAGGCUGCUUUUCUUCCAUUUCUCUCAGCUAAAACUUUUUGGCAAGGCCUGUGUGCACAAUUCCAAGCACGUCCGCAUUUCUGUCUCAGCGACAUCUACGCUGGCUUGGUCUUGUGCACAGAACGGAAGAUGGCAGGAUCCCCAAGGGCGUCUGGCUUUAGGGCACUGGCAGGCCAAAGAUGUCAGCAAACAUGACAGGAAGGCUAGCAACAUCAACCCCACCAGUGGGAAUAAUCCCAUCGCCUGGAGAAGGCUAUGUCAGGUCGUGUAUCCACAGCAGUAACCAGACGAGGGAUGACUGCUAGGAGGAGUGAAGAAAGAAGAAACGCCAUGGUGCAUCUGCAGCAGCACAAGCAGAUGCCUUCAUCUGCGACAAAACACGUCUCUCCUGUCUCGGUAUCUGCAGCCACAGCAGGCGCUGUAAUUCCAACAGUUUGACUUAACUCCUGAAGGCGCACUCUUCCACAUUCUCCCAGACAGAUGCCUACAUCAUCAGUGCUAGAGUGCCGAGUGCAGAAUUAGCGCUGAGGACAUCAAGGUUAGCUUGCCUUGCUAGGGGCCACAGAAACUGUGAGAAACUGAUUGCAAUCCUUAUUUAGCAGCAACCACUUGACCUUCCCAGACCCAAGGGAGAGAAUAAAAGCUCUUUCAACAGGCUAUUUGGGCAGACAAGCCAAAGCUGUGGAUAUUUUCAAUGGGAAAGGAGAACUGAAGCUGGCACAUUUAAGUGGGCCCUCUUUUUAUUUAUAGAUAUUUUAAAAGAAUCUCUUUGUAUGACCAACUUUCUGCUGAUCAGACAGCUUAUGUAAUGUCCCAAAUAUUCAUGAGAUUCAAUGAACAGUGUUGCAUCACUGCCUCUGCGGAGGGAUAAUUUGGCGAUGUCAAGCAUUUUAGAGCAAAAUGGAGUCAUCACUGAGAAGUACAUUCUCAACCCAUCUGGGAGAAUGAUUAUAAGACAAUAAAACAAAUCCUUUUAGUUUUCUGUAGAAGGGUUACCGCAAAUGCAUUAAAAAUGCCUGUGAAGUCUGACCACUAGAGUUCAGGAGUUGGCAUAGUGCACUAGCGAAGCCCUGUAAGUCACAAAACAAUCAGGCUUACAGUUGAACUAAAUACAAAUAGAAUACAACAGUAAGUAGAAGCUAACAUUCGCAGAUGGAUUGUACUCCUUCUACAGUAGUUUCAGUGCAGGUACUACAAACCAGUUUAUCACAUUCUCUCCCUUCUGUCUUAGGUUGAAACGGCUACACAGCAGGUGGUGCAAAGUCCAUCCCAUGAUCUCCAAGAAGGAACCAGAAAUAAGAGUAAUCUAUCAGGCCCAAUGACCAGGGGACGGACAUGACUGAUCCAGAUACUUCAGGUGAGGAAAUUUCUUCUGAGUGGAAAUUAUUGUGUGGCCAGUGAGAAUCUCACUAAUUGGGUAAGGAGGCAGGUAUUCCUUUGGAAGGGAAAUGGUAAUUAUUUUGCUUUCCUUCUGACCUUUCUCAUUGUUUCAACAACAGGGUUUGACCCUACGAAAAUCAUUUACCCACCGAAAAAAUGGAAAAACAAAUGA